This is a messenger RNA of Rotaria socialis, 4989 nucleotides long. Lineage: Eukaryota; Metazoa; Rotifera; Eurotatoria; Philodinida; Philodinidae. The record is from the annotation of a GenBank genome assembly.
GGGUAGAGCUAGUUGACUUUAAAAUGUAUGAUAAUAAAAUUGUGAUUAAUCUGGUAAACAACAUUUGUUCAAUAGAUUAGAUUGAAACAAAGAAAUGAAUAUUGAAGAAAAAGCUAGUUAGCGCAGCCCUUUGACGCUAAAAUGUGGAGAUCACAUAUGACUUGCCACCUAAUUCUACUAGUACACAAUACGUAAACUAUGAAAUGUGCUGCGAGAAAAUCGAUCGGGAGAAUAAAAUGUCUUAUUUCAUUUUUGUACGCUUGUUAAUAUCUGCAAUGGAUAAGAGAAGGAGCCACAACGACCUUGCCUUUAACCUUACACUCACCAUUUUCUUCAAAAAUAUAUGUGAGUUCAAGAAAAUAUAACUAUAGUAAUCAAAACAAAAUCUAAAAUCCACACUGGGUAAAAAAUAGCACCAAACGGAACCAUUUUUGAAACGAAUUCUAAACCUUCAAAAAUGUUUCCUGAAAAUCCAAGAUAGUCUCAAAAUGAUUAUCAAGAGUCUAGGAAACGUUUUCGAAGGUUUUGUGGAAAACCUACGAAAUCUAAAAAAAGGUUCAUAAUUCGUUUCAAAGUUCGAUACCUUUUUUAGGUUUCGUAGUAUCUGCGAAACCAUUUUUCAAUUCAGUGAGAGGCUUCGACACCUUUUAUGAGUUGCGCACUGAAGACAAAACCUUCUUGGUUCCGUGUAGUGCUUUUUUUUCAGUGCAUUAUUAAUAUACAAAAAAUAAUUUAAAAAAUAAUUUAAAAAAUCAUACAACUCGAAUGUUUAUCCCUAUAACAUAUUUUAUAGCAUUUUCAAUUAUUUUUCUUAAAGUAGCCAUGUUUUCUAUAGUGGGUGUGGAUGUGCUACUAGGCUCAGAUUUACUUACGUUUGCACCCACACCAUCAAGCGCUUCGCUUUUCGUUCAAUAUCCAACUCAUAUAAAUAAGCAUUUAGUUUUUGAGUAAAAAAACCCUUCAUUAUUAGGAUACGGGUGUGACUUUUCUGUAUGGAUAAGCGCAGCUUGGACUGCGACAGACAAACCCACACCCACACUUACACUACCACAUACCCCCACAAUCACACACCCACACCCCACAACUGCUUUAUGGGAUUGAAGCUGUGUAUUUUCGACCAUUCGCAUUGACUUCGUUAUCAGUUAGGCUGAAAACUGCAUACAUUUCUUGUUGUAUGUAUGGAGAGAACGUUCUGUGUGCAAUAUGUUGUCUCUCAUACUAAGAGCAUCGCGCACGAUAUUCUACAGCUUGUCCACACAAAACACCGAAUCAAAAAGACAUGAAUAUAGAAUGAUGUUUUUGCACUGGCUCUCGGCUGGUCUAUCAUCCUGAGAACCCGAUCUUAUGACUUACGAGCGCGACUUAGUAACAUAUACCCAUUGAGUGUCAACAAAAUGUAACAAUAGAUAGCUUAACCAGUUGGAUUAAAAAAGACAUUCAUUCUUCAUUUUAGUUGUGAAAGAGAGCCCUUCACGCUUACAACAGGUCCUUGUAGAAAGAAAAGUUGUCGAUUGUUCAUGGCCCACAUUUUUCUACUUUCUAGCUGUACUUUGACUGGCACUAAUUGACUCCUUUGAGAUGCUGCUAAAAUGUACCUUUUUCUGAACCCAAAACAAAGUCAAAUUUGAUUGUAGCCAGAAUGUAUUGAUUUCUUUCAUUUCGGCUAAUAUUUAUUCGAAACUAAGAUGUCAAAAACACCAAUCUACGUAAAGUAUGAAACAAGAGGGAUCGCGUAAGUCAAAAACUUUCUCAUUUCAUCCUUAUCAAUGGCGAUAGAAAUUUGCGAUUGUAAGAGUUUUGGCGCAAGAUACAUCGAAGAAUGUUGAUAUCUUAAUUUGCUAUAGAAUAUGAGUAGUCAUUUAGUCAUACUCUACUAAACAACGACAAAUGAAUCGUUUAUCUUUAGAAAAUAGCGAUAAGUAAAUCAUUUAUCUUUAUUCUUCAGUAUAAAGAAAAUUAAAGAUAAAAGAGCCGCCCCUAUUCUUGGGCAGUUACUAACGUGCCAAUCAGAAUCAUGUCACUGGUUCCAGCAGCUAGCCAAGUUUGCUAAGUGUUCUAACUUGGAAAAGUCGAAGAAUCGUUCUGGGCUCAAUCAGUUGAAAACUGCUUGAGGACCUGAUUAUCUACCAAAAAAUUGUUAGAUACUGGGUGAUUCUUCUAGAUUUAGAUGAUUGCGAAUUCUUUAUGAACUAUAAGGAGACCGCAGCUUUUUUCGACAGCAUGUAGACAAAACGGCACUAAUAAAUCUAACCAUGAAUAUCUAUCGCUUAUGAGGGCCAUCGAGUAGGUUAGCACAGAGCAAAAAAAGCUUCAAGCAAAAUUAAGCACUAAGUGGUUAGUUUUGUUUGUGUACUAAUGAGAGAUUUUCUAAUACAGCUUUUACAAUAUCUCACUCGUACUAUUCAUUAAUUGAUCUUUUUACGAGUCUUGAGUAGGCGUAUAGCGUCCUAUUUCGUAUGACUAGGAAUGUGAAUGCUAGCAAAGUUCUCGUUCGUAGAAACGGGUAAGACGGAUGCAUUUUGCUCUUUUCCCUUGAGAACGGAACGCUUGGGAGUGAAGAACGCAAACACCUCUAAUAGUGAGUACGAGUGAGAAGCAGCGUUAUCAAGAAUGUUUUUGAUCAAGGUUUACGCUUACGUUGAAGAAAAAAAUCGACUGAAUAAAAGAGCUCACUUCUUAUAAAAAGAUCAAUGUCGACUGACAAAAUUUAAAAAAAUUUUUUAUUUUUGUUCAAGCAUAUCUUCAAAUGUACUUAGUACUGAUUGAUUGUUUUCGAAAAAUAAAUUCUGUAUAUUUAGAGGGAACUAAAUUAGUAUUUUGAACCAAUGGUUCUUUCUUGAUGGAUACUGUAAUAGUUCCUCACUAAUUAAAUUAAUUAUUUCUUAAUAGGUAACCGUUUUAAAACAUGAAGAACAACUUAUCAGAAGCAUACGCCAUAAACAAAACGAAUACUUGAAUUUCGAUAAUCAAGAAGCUGAACGAUUAUCAUUGAAUAUUUAUAAUCACAAGAAUGGAUAUCAAUCGGAAUCAAAUAUUUCAUUUAUGUGGAUGUAUUUAUUUAUUGAGACAGUAAUGCGUAUGGAUAUAAAUAUGUCACUCCCAUCAAAUGAACAUGAGUCAAAGCGAAAUGCAGAGAAACAUAAUUUGGUCGAAAAACUGAAAUCUGCGUAUUGUAAAGAAGCGCCUGCAUUAGAAAACAUUCUUGAAUUUGAGAAUACAUAUACAUGCGACAAAGCUAUUUGGUGGUAUACUCGAGAAUCACCGUUUUACAGACAGUUGAAUAAAGCAUUACGGUUUAGAGAUCUUGAAUACUUGGUGCUUUUCCAAUUUUUUAUCUUUGACAUUAUUCAGCAGUUGGUAGAAACACAAGAAAGUCAACGACGCAAACCGAAUCCAACUAUAAGAUCUCACAAUCGAACACCCACGUACACCGUCUAUCGGAGUCAAAACAUGUUGUCAAAUGAAGUUGAAAGGUUAAUAUGCUCUGUUGGGAAACUGGUGUCCAUGAAUUCAUUCAUGUCAAGUACUUCUGUCAAACAGGUUGCGAUUGAUUUCGUUCAAAAGCAGCACUUGAACUCACGAGUAGGGUUCAAAAGAAUUUUAUUUGAGAUUGAAGUUGAUCCAUCUUCUAAAUCACGUCCAUAUGCACAAAUAAAAGAUCUUAGCUUCUAUGCUGAUGAACAUGAAAUUCUGUUCGCACCAGGAACUAUCUUUAACAUUCAUGAGGUCGAUAAAGUCGAUGAAGUCGAUAAAGGUGCUCUGUACGUUGUAAAAUUGAAACUUUGUAGUGAAGAUGAUCGCGAUCUGUGCGAUGUUCUUCAUUUUUGGCAAGAACAUAUUGAGUAUGAAACAAACCAAGCAUCACUGGGUUGGUUGAUAAUGCAGACUGCUUCGUUAGAUACAGCUGUACAAUUUUAUGCGGAGUUAUUGGAACGACUGCCAUUGAGUGAUAGCUUGCGGAAAGACUGUUAUUACGGUUUGGGAAACUUGUUUAAAGAGAAGAAACCCGAAGAAGCAAUUCGGAAUUUUGAGGAAGCAGAAAGGAUAGCGUCGCAAGAUUCCAAUGAUUCAAAGUGGCUUGCAAAAUGUUACAGUUCGUUGGCAUCAGUUCAUGAAAAUAAGGAUAAAAAUGAAGCACUCAGGCUGUACCAAAAAGCAUUAGAAGUCUUGAAACGUCAAUAUGGCGAGAAACAUCGAGAAACAGCUAAAUGUCACAUAAGUAUGGCUAAUUUUUAUCAAUUAAUUAACAACGACGAGUCGGCCAUAAUAUCAUUCAAACUUGCAUUGAAAUCUAAGCGAGAUCAGUCUCAUCAAGACCCCUUGUUUUUCAUAGAAUCAUGGAAGAAAUUGGGGAAAAUCUAUAGUGAAAAAAUGAAAUUCAAUGACUCAUUAAAGUAUUAUACAGAAGCAUUGAACACACUUCAAAAAAAUUUACGGCCAUACGAUCAACGAUUAGGAGAGCUACACGAAAGCAUAGCUGAUGUUCAUGCAGAAACAAAGUGUUUUACACAAGCACUUUUAUCGUAUCACAAAGCAGCUGAAAUAUAUUACUACUGUUACCCACAGGCACAUGAGUACAAUAUAAAUAUAAGAAAAAGAACAAAAUAUUGUAAUAAAAAAUUAAGGCAACAAAAGGGUAGGGUAGGCACUCAUCAAGACAAAUCUUUCAAUGUUCCUAUGCCAACAUCGUCAAAUUUUCAAGAACAUCUACCGACAUCCAUACGUUCUGAUAAUCAACAAACAAGUGUUGAUCAAUCUAAAAGCGACAAAGAACCGUUGCUUGAGCAAUCUGAGUAUUCGAAUGUUACUCCAACUAUACCGAUACAUAACAAUGAUCAUAGAGAAGAAAUUCAUCUACUAGCAGGCCAUGGUAUUACUGAAAUCAGUAUAAAUCAAUCGGACUUACUUACAAGAAGAAGAACGACGGUUGACGUUAAAGAUGGGCCAAACUUGAAUCAGCGUCCGCGAGUGGAUUCGAAACGUAACUGA